AUAAAUAAAAAACCUGAGACCAUCAAUAAAGAAUUUUAAUUAAAAUCAAAUAUUGAAAUAAAAAAUCUAAAGCCAUUAAAAUAUUAUAAGUAAAUAGGAAUGUUGUGCAUUUUGAACAGGGGAUUAAAGUUAAAAAUGACUUAAAUGAAAAGACUUGCUUACUAUAGCACUGAGUAAGUAAGCUUUGAUUUCAAUGAAAUUUUAGAUGAAAAUCUUGAUUUGAAUGAGCGUAUUAAAACUGCAUUUGGACCUGAAGGAACUGGUAUUUGCACUAUUAAAAAUGUCCCUAAUUACAAAAGAGCAAGAUAAAAUCUUCUUAAUUUAAGCUAUCAACUCGCUAAUCUUCCUUAAGAAGAAAAAGCUAAGUUAGAUAGACCUGAAGUUAAAUGGUCUAGAGGUUGGUAAGAAAGUAAAGAGCAUUUUGGUAAUAAGAAUGACAAAUUGAAAAGCGCUUUUAUUGCACUCCCACUUAGAGAGGAAGAAACUCAUUUGACCUAAACUUAAUAGCAAGUUCUUGGAGAUGCAGCUUCAAAGUUAUACUAAAGUGGAAAUGUAUGGCCCGAAGGCCCUCUUCCUACUUUUAAGCCUCACUUUAAACUUUUAAGUAAUAUUAUGGUUGAUACCUCAUUCCUUUUAGCUAAGCAUAUUGAUAAGUAUGUGAGUCAAGUUAUGACUUCUUAUAAAAGAGAUACUCUUUAUAACUUGAUUAAGAAUAAUAAAGAUCAUGUAGGUAGACUUAAUUAUUACAAAUCCUCUACUGAUCCUAUUACUCGUGAGGAUGAUUGGAAUUCUUGGCACACAGAUUAUUCUGCUCUUUCAGCUCUUACUCCUGCUAUAUACAUCACCCAUGAUGGCUAUCCUGUAACUUUUGAUGAUAGAAAGACUGGACUUUUCUUUAAAAAUAGAUGGGGUGAAAAAGAACAUAUUAGUGCUGAUAAAGACUCUAUUAUUUUCUAAAUUGGUGAAUCUAUGUAAAUUUUAUCUGGUGGUGUGUUAGAAGCUACCCCUUAUUGUGUCUCACGUUCCAAAAAAUCAUAAGAUCUUGGAUUAAAUCGUGCUACAUUCUAACUUUACUUAGUUCCUCCACCUGAAUAUAAAUUAUUCACCCCCUCAGGUAUUGAUGAAAGAUAUGCAUAUGGAAGAUAAAUAGAUCAAGUUCCUCACAUUACAAAGCGUUGGAAUUAAGGUAUUCCAUUUGCAACUUUCUAACAAAAAACUAUUUAAGAAUAUCGUAUUUGAAUUUAAUUGGAGAUAAAAUUAUGUGUUAAAGUAUUUCUAAAUAAAUUACUUGUUAAAUUCUAAUUACUAUUUUUUAUUAUUUCAAAAUAUAAUAACAAUCAAUUGACUAGCUUAUUUAUAUUUGUAUAUAAAAUUACUAAAUGUGUUUUUUAAAAUUAA
This is a messenger RNA of Tetrahymena thermophila SB210, 1398 nucleotides long. Its product is annotated as dioxygenase domain protein. Lineage: Eukaryota; Ciliophora; Oligohymenophorea; Hymenostomatida; Tetrahymenidae. The transcript has 2 exons. The record is from RefSeq and is a predicted model, not a curated record.